AUGUCCUUCAACCUUCCGUGCCCGAGCCUUGUAGGGCUUAUUCUUGUUGCCUCGACCCACAAUGGCCCGCAUUUCUCCUUCAGCUAUCCUCCUGAAUUGUCCAACGAGGAUCUCUUUCGCACAAAGUCUGUUUCUGAAGAUCAGCUCAACGAUGAAGACUACAUUCAAGACGACCAGUCAGAGGACAGUCUAGAUGAGAUUGCCUUAGACGGUAUCCAUCCAAACUCCUAUUUGGUGACUAAAAAAGAUAUCUUGACGGUCCUUGAUAAACAGGAGAGACUCAAGAAAGACUCUGGUGCUGAUGCAAACUCCUUCUCCAGCGCUUUCAACUGCACUGGAAGAGCCUCUUUACGGCAAGUAACAUCCAAUUCGAGCAAAGGGUCUUCAGCAAAAGUUUCUGAAGACUCAAACAAGGUAUUGGGGUUCGAGCGGGAGUAUCUCAGUGAGAUGCUCUGCCCUCCUCGUCUGAUGUGCAAUAGCCGUUUUGAGGUGAUGAUUGAAAAUCGGGUGUUUUUGGGGCUUCCAAUUCACAUCGACGCUAACGGUUGUUGGAGACCGGGAAAGCAGCCGAAAAGUCGAAACAAGCCUGCUGACGAAACCAACGACAAUGGGGAUGAAAGCCUGUCCACAAAUGCAAUGUCGAUGUUUCAUUUGGUUUUUGUUCUCAAUCCCCCAAAAAUUGAACGAAACUAUAGAAUUGAUGAGAUGUUUUACUACGUCACUUCAAAGUUGUCUCUUGUGCUACGGUACGAGCAGCUGAAGCGAGACUACGUGUGGAAUCAGAUUCGGCUCAUCCUGAAGUCCAGAGAAGAGUGGAGAUCACAGGCUUCCCUUCAAAACACCCUUCUUUCUGACUACCUCAUAUCAAAGCUGUCUCUUUGCAAGCUCAUGGCUGAUUGCUACGAGUCAAUUUCGACGAGCAAGAUCGCCACCCUUACCAUAAACAACAAACGCAAAUCAUUUCAAAUACCAACUAAAAUGGAAUUCUCGUCAUUGCCCGACUCCACGGUUCCAUAUAUACCGGGAUCAUACCUAUCUUCCACUGCAAAUAUGCUCUCAUCUACAGGAUUAGUUAAUUUGGGCGAAACUACUAGGUACCACGACAAGGGCCUCAUGAACUUACUUUUGGAUGGAAGGCUCAAUUCAGGCAAUUAUGCAGCAGCUGAUGAGGUUAAUUCACUGGACAACGAGGAAGCAAAUGCCACCUCGUAUGAAGAUGUGAUAUAUUUUGCCUUGUUACUUUUGGACAGCCCUGAGGUGAUCAUCAAGGACAUCAAGGCUGAACCGCAAAGUCAGCUAGCAAAGUUUAUUCGGGUUAUUAGGCCCACUGACUCGCUCCUUAAACUCACAAAUAGGAUGAGGGCAGCUAAUCUGUCCAUCAACAUCUCGCAUAUUAAAUCAUUUGCAUUUCAAUUAAUUUACUGGAGAAAAGCAAGAAUUAUACCACCUAUUAAUUCGAAGGCAAUUUACAUAGUAUCACCGAUGGCGCCGUUGGAGACCAACUACAGAAGAGAUGUCAAACUUUUUAAAGCAAAAUUUUCAACGCUUCCUUCGCUUCCUCUGUUCUUGAAGUUGCUUUCUACAAGGUCAAAGAAGCCAAAGCAAUUUGCAAGCAUUAUACCUUCCCGAGAUCAUAAAGAAUUGUAUCUUUCAGCUUUAGCGUGGCUAAUUCGGUAUGGCUAUGUGACACAAUUGCACACCUACAUAUGGCUCAAAAUACCCAGAAAAGUCAAGAUGAGGGUUGAAGAAGAGUUGGAAACCGAGGUAGACAAGUCAAAACGGAGAAAACUGAUGGAGGAACCCAAAAAUGAAAGUAUAGUCGACAACAAAGUCGAUAAUAAAGUCGAUAACAAAGUCGAUGACAAAGUCGAUAACAAAGUUGAUAACAUAGUCGAUAACAAAGUCGAUAACAAAGUCGAUAACAAAGUUGAUGAUAAAGUCGACGAAAAUGUCGACAAAAAGGAUGACGCAAUCGUCUCGUCGUCACCGAGUAGAGCAACAAAUACAAAAGGUGGCCUGAGCUAUUUGGAUGAAGAGGUUGAAAAAUUUGACAUCGUUCUUGAGGAAGAGGACGACACCAUCUUGGUGGAUCCUGGAAGGGCUUCAAGUCUUGAAAGAAGAUGGAUUAACCGGGUAAUCUAUGAUGAGUGUAAACUCUCACCGGAAUUGACAACGAUAUUCUUUAAGCUUCUCAAGUACAUGAAUGGGAAAAACUCCCUAGAGCUUUUGUUGCUUAAAGAAAACGUCUCUCGAGUAGAGUUGAGAAAAUUACUUUUGGCCAUAGAGGACUACAUCAUUUCAGUCAGGCACUGGUAA
Molecule: messenger RNA, 2316 nt
Organism: Candidozyma auris
Lineage: Eukaryota; Fungi; Ascomycota; Pichiomycetes; Serinales; Metschnikowiaceae
Exons: 1
Coding region: 1-2316 (771 amino acids)
Biological process (GO): negative regulation of TORC1 signaling; TORC1 signaling; positive regulation of autophagy
Cellular component (GO): GATOR1 complex
Source: RefSeq, a predicted model, not a curated record